Adelges cooleyi (spruce gall adelgid) is the source of this 3169-nucleotide messenger RNA. RefSeq names its product probable ATP-dependent RNA helicase kurz (gene kz). Gene Ontology annotation, molecular function: ATP binding; RNA binding. NCBI's taxonomy places the organism in Eukaryota, Metazoa, Arthropoda, Insecta, Hemiptera, Adelgidae. The transcript has 15 exons. Gene Ontology annotation, cellular component: nucleolus; intracellular anatomical structure. Bases 170 to 2869 code for a protein of 899 amino acids. Gene Ontology annotation, biological process: maturation of SSU-rRNA from tricistronic rRNA transcript (SSU-rRNA, 5.8S rRNA, LSU-rRNA). The record is from RefSeq and is a predicted model, not a curated record.
CUUGGCGGCGACUCAUAAGAACCCUUGUAACUUUUCUAAAGUUUUCCUUCUGGUUAUUCUGUGAUUAUAGUAUCUUUAAGAUAUAAAGUGAUAUGAUAACAGAUAAACACCACAUGCAGCUCACUGCUCAAUAGUCAAUAUUGAAAAGUCUAAUAUAUAAAAAUUAACAAUGAAAACUUCUAAAAUUGUCCCUGUUAAGAAACAUACAAUGCUAGUCAAUCGUACUGCAGAAAUUAUAGAAUCAAGAUCAAAACUUCCAAUUAUCGGUGAAGAGCAGAUAAUCAUGGAAGCAAUUCAAGAGAAUGACGUUGUAAUUGUUGUUGGGGAAACAGGAAGUGGUAAAACUACACAACUGCCACAAUUUUUAUAUGAAGCUGGAUUUUCGAGUGAAAAUAAAUUGAUUGGUGUCACAGAGCCCAGGCGUAUAGCUGCAAUUUCAGUAUCUAAGCGUGUAGCUGAAGAACUUAAUUUGUCUUCAGAUAUUGUUUCUUAUUUAAUACGUUUUGAAGGCAAUGCAGGACCCAGUACAAAAAUUAAAUUUAUGACUGACGGUGUAUUAUUAAAAGAAAUUCAAAGUGAUUUUUUAUUAAACAAAUAUUCUGCAAUAAUAUUGGACGAAGCUCAUGAAAGGCGUAUUUUCACCGAUAUACUAAUUGGAAUAUUAUCUCGUAUUAUCCGGUUACGAAUUAAAAGAAACAACCCUCUUAAGCUUAUUAUCAUGUCAGCUACACUUAAAAUUGAUGAUUUUUCAAAAAAUGAAAAACUUUUUUUACAACCACCUCCAAUUAUUGAAUUGAGUUCGAGGCAGUUUCCAGUAACUAUACAUUUUAACAAAUAUACUCCAUUUGAUUAUUUAGCUGAGGCUUAUACUAAAGUGUUUAAGAUUCAUACUAAACUUCCAUCUGGAGCUAUUUUAGUAUUUGUGACAGGAAAAUUAGAAGUUAAACAAUUAGUGACUAAACUCCGUAAAACAUUUCCUUACAAAGACAAUAUAUCGAAAAUAGCAUACAAAAAAACUAAAAAAGGUGUAACUAAGUUUGAGUUAACUGCGCCUUUGCCAGAUAUUAAUUUAGACGAUUAUGAUAUUGAAAUGCAUUCUGAAGAUGAACUAGUGCUGUCAGACAAUUCUAGUGAUUAUGAUAAUGAUGCCGAUGAUUGUAAUGAAAUACCAAGUAAAAUGUUGAGAUCUACUAAUUCUCCUCUUUGGGUUCUACCACUUUACUCUAUGCUACCCGCUAACAAACAGGCCAAGAUUUUUGAACCUCCACCUGAAGGUUGUCGAUUAUGUGUUGUAAGUACUAAUGUGGCAGAACUAUCAUUAACUAUACCUAAUGUUAAAUAUGUGGUUGAUACUGGGAAAACCAAAAUCAGAGAAUAUGAUCCAAUAACUAGUAUUUCUAGAUUUUCAGUAGUUUGGGAAAGUAAAGCAUCUGCUAAUCAACGAGCGGGACGGGCUGGAAGAACUUCCCCAGGACAUUGUUAUCGGUUAUUUUCUUCUGCUUUAUUCAAUGAUGAGUUUCCCGAAUGGAAUUUGCCAGAAAUUCUAACUACUCCUAUUGAUAAUGUGAUUUUACAAAUGAAAGCUAUGAAAAUUGAUAAAAUAAUUAGUUUUCCAUUUCCAACACCACCAGAUAAACAAAUCAUUGAUGAAGCUGAGAAAAGAUUAAUUUUACUUGGAGCUUUAGAACCAGAUAAAAAUUUAACUGAAAUUAACAAUAUUACAUCUCUUGGUAAAAGUAUGGCAGCAUUUCCAUUAUCUCCUCAUUAUUCAAAAAUGCUAUGUUUAUGUAAUGACCGUCAUCUACUACAGUAUAUGUUAUUUAUAAUUUCGGCUAUGUCUGUUCAAGAAUAUUUACCAGGAGAUGAUGUAGAAGCCUGGAAAAAAACAAAGCUUUCGUGGAUAAACAAAGGCGAACAUUUACUUUUAGGUGAUCCAAUGGUUAUUUUACGUUCUAUGGGUGGAGCCAACCAUGCAAUGAAAAAACUUGGUUUAGGUGGUCUACAAGAGUAUUGCACAAAAACUGGUUUACAUCAGAAAUCAAUCUUGGAAGCUUGGAAACUUAACAAUCAAUUAAUAACUCAACUUAAUAUGAAUGUUCCAUCAUUAAAAUUGGAAACUGAUGUAGAAAUGAUUCCACCAACACCCAUUCAAGUGAAACAAAUGAGACAAAUCAUAUUGUCAGGUGUGGUAGAUAAAGUUGCUAGGAAGUUAACACCUGAAGAAUUAAAAAGAAACAAUAUUAGACCAAGUAAAUCAGCAUACUACUCAUCAAAUAUAACAGAAAUUAUUUACAUCCAUAACAGUAGUAUAUUGAAAAGAAGUAAACCAGAUUGGUUGGUAUAUCAGGAUAUAUUUGAAGUAGAGAACAAAAUGUACAUUAAAGGAAUUACUGCUAUUGAGCCAGAAUGGUUACCAAUAUAUGCUACAAAGUUGUGCAAAACUUUAAAAAUAUUAGAUGAACCCAAACCUAGAUAUUGUGAUGAAACUGGAAAGAUGCUAUGCACAAUCGAUGCAACCUAUGGACACGCUGGUUGGAGAUUACCACAUGCAGAAAUUGAGUUUCCAGAUGUGGAAGAGAAGUAUUGUUGGCUAGCUUUCUUUAUACUCAAUGGUAAAGUGUUCCCAAAACUUGUUGAUUUUACUCAGCAUUUGUUAUCGAAACCUGAUCUUUUAUUAAAGCCUCAUAUGAGAUAUUUAAAAGAAUCAUUUUACUUAGUUCCACAAACUUUGCAAAAAAAAAAUGAUGACUCGGCUAAGAAAAUCGCAGAAAGUUGGAGCACAAAUUCAAACUAUUUAUUGGAUGAAUAUUUGAAUUGGUUACCCAAAACGGCACAUAAGGAGGUGAAAUCUAUAUGGCCACCUCUAUAAUGUUUUAUCAAUUUAACACAAUAUACUCCAAAAAAAGUAAUUUUUCAGGAAUUUAGCUCUUCAUUUGUUCAUUGAUUCCAUUAUCCUCGUUAAUUAACAUUACACCUGAACUGUUUUGGUUGAUAGUUGAUUUUUUUGGUGUUUGUUGUUUUUUCUAAGAAUGAAAGUUAUUAACAAUUAACGAUUUGUAAAUAACCUUAACAAAAAUAAAUAAAUUACUUUUUCUUUCAUAACGUUUCUUAAUCCAGUAGUUUGUGUUUGGCUAAUAGAUGUCAUCAAGGAUAAUGUAGGUGCUGAAAG